AUGUCUAGUAACCUACAUAUCGCAGGUGUCUUAGCAAAAGAUAGUCUCUACUCGGAGGUUACUCCCAAAGAUCUUGAGUGGACACUAGCCUCAGGCUCAUCAACGGAAACUCAAACUUUUUAUCUGACAACCAACGAAGGCCAUUUUGCUUUUGUACAAAUGGUUCACUCUAAUAUUGGUGUUUGGUCUCCUACAAUUCAAUUUACCGCUCGAUUUUUUGGUGGUGGUAUUAACACAUUCAAAUCUGUCAACAUGUCCAAUUUCAAACUUUCUCAAGAUAAAAGAUCAGCAACAGCUGAUAACAUGGCAAUCAAAUUAGACGACACCUGUACCAGAUACAAAGUGACUCUAAAUCACAAAACAGAACUAACUGUCGAGUUCGAAAUAGAACGAGUGGAUCGCAGUUUCAAAAUCGGCGAAGGAAAAACUUAUUUCGGAAAAGACCAGAAGGGAUUUGUCGAACACAAGUUUUGGCCGAAAUGCAAAGUUACCGGGAACAUUGUGGUGGAUGGUCGCGCGUUUGAUGUUUCAGGUACAGGACUAUUCGUCCACGCAAUUCAAAGUAUGAAACCUCACUUGAUUGCUACUCGUUGGAAUUUUCUCAGUUUCCAAGCACCGAACGCCUCGUUGGCCAUGAUGGAGUUUGAGACAACGCCACAGUACGGGAGUACUAAAGUCAAUCAAGGAAGUUUGAUCGUUAAUGAUAAGUUGGUGGGCGUGUCCGUGGAGAAUGCUGCAGAAUUUUUGGAGACAGAGUUGGAUCCGCAGACCGGGUAUCAUAUUCCGAAUGUGAUACAUUAUACGUGGAAAGGAAAAACUUUGGAGACUGGGGAAGAGUUUCAGGCGAGUUUAAAGAUAAGACCUGAGACGCUUAUGGAUAAGAUCGAUGUAUUGAAUGAGGUUCCGUAUUUCUUGAAGAAAAUUGUGCAAGCAUUCGUGGCAAAACCGUAUAUAUAUCAAUGGUUCAAUGCUGCAACCGUCGAAAUCACUAUCGGAAGCAAUAAAUUGACCUCUACUGGAAAAUUGUUCAACGAGGCAACUUUUAUUUCUUAA
Messenger RNA from Ambispora gerdemannii, 1053 nucleotides. The record is from the annotation of a GenBank genome assembly. NCBI's taxonomy places the organism in Eukaryota, Fungi, Glomeromycota, Glomeromycetes, Archaeosporales, Ambisporaceae.